Caenorhabditis angaria is the source of this 3459-nucleotide messenger RNA. The record is from the annotation of a GenBank genome assembly. NCBI's taxonomy places the organism in Eukaryota, Metazoa, Nematoda, Chromadorea, Rhabditida, Rhabditidae.
AUGACGAUGGAAGCGGCACCACAAAUGUUGACUGCUAAUAAUAAUCAUAUGGCUAAUGCGGCAGCAACGAGUACUGUAGUUCUACAUUCACAGGUUGGUAUAUUUUUUGGGGGAUUUGUUUUUUGGGCAAAAAUUUGGAGUCGGACUGUGGGAAAACAUUUCAAAAAUCACACAUUCUUGGAGUUUUUGUGAGAAAUUCUGAAUCUGACCCAAAACCGGAAAGUUCCCCUGAUCUAAAAAAAAUGCUUUCAAGAAUUACCUUAAAAAUUCACCAACAACGUCGUAUGCAAGGUUUUCUGAUCUUUCAGAACUUCUCCUAAUUUUCUAGAACCUCUGCUGAUCUUUCAAUUUCUAGAGGGACAUAUAUCUUUCACAACAAACUUCUGAAAAACCUGAUCUUCCUGAACUUUUCAAAAGCUUAUUUAAUGUUUUUGAAAUUCUGGAAAGUUUUCUGAAUUUCUCUGAACUUUAAAAAGGAAGAUCAACUAAAAAUAUUUUUUAAAUCAAUUUUUUCUUGAUAACAAAAUUUAAAAAUGCCACUUCUCCCUCCAAAAAAUAUAAUAUUCCAUUUUGCACCUCCACUUCUCACACCACCCGCCAAAAUUGUGUUCAUAUAUACAAUUCUCUUGAGUGUUUUUUUUUCGCCAUUCUCCACAAUUUUUCGCGCGCUUUUCCUCUUCGAAACGCAUGCCAAACAAAAAGUCCCCAGGGAAAUGUCAGUUUGGAUAGAUGGAUUUUUGAACAUACAUAUUCGUAUGUAUAUUUUUGUCUAUAUGAGCAAGCAACAAAACGGGUCACUAUGGCGGGGGAAAAAUGGAACAAAUAAUAUAUGAAUUAUUAACUAUUAUAAAUUGUGUUAUUUGAAAAGAGCGCAGGCAGGACAAAAGGUGUAAACAACCGAAUUAUGUAUGAAAAAGAACUAUUAGAACAGCACCAUAUUUUGAUAGAAAAAUUAAUUUUUUGGCGGGGGAGAGGUGGGUCAGAUCAGGGUGAUCACAUUGGAAUUAGUCCUAAAUCCCAAUUCCUCUAGCCCCAUUCAAAAUGUGUCUUGUUUUUCAGCCAACUUAUACUUCAACACAAAGAUAUUGCACUGCUCCAAAUGUCGAAAUCGGUGAAUCAAAAACGAAUUUGAUCAUAAAUUAUUUGCCACAAGGAAUGACACAGGAAGAAGUUCGAUCUUUAUUUACAUCAAUUGGAGAAAUCGAAUCAUGUAAAUUAGUUCGAGAUAAAAUCACAGGUAUGUUCAGAGUUUUUCUAUUUUUCUUACAAUUAAUUAAAACUCAUUAAAAAGAAAAUAAUAAUUCUAAGUUCCUCUAAUAAUUCUAUUGAUAAUUUUUUUUUUGCAAAACAUUCCAAUUUUUAUAUUUAUUUUGUUCUGAUUAGCAUGUGAUAGCGGCUUAUUAUUCCGGGCGAAAAAAUGUGGGGGAAAAAUAGAUGCACUUGCACUUGAUCAAUUUAUUUGAUUGUAUUUCGUGUGUCUGAAAAAUGUGUGUGUCCUGAAUUAAAUUUUCAAUGAAAAAUGGGGGAUUUUUUGCUUCUCUUUUGGCUCUGAUCGGAAAUGAAGGGUUUUAAAAUUACAAAAAAAAACCCUUCAUUUUUCAAACAGACCCAAAAAUUUUGAAUUAUAGAAUUUUUUCAUUUUAAGUUUCAAUUACAGUAGUCUUCCUUCCGCUUCAGCAUUUUUUCCCUGAUUAUUUAAUUUCUUUUAAUUUCAUUUCAAUUACUACACACACCUUCAACUAUAAUUUUUUCUCAAGGCUGUUUUGGUGUUUUUUUGCAGGCCAAUCCCUUGGUUACGGUUUUGUUAAUUAUGUGAAAGAAGAAGAUGCUCUUCGAGCCGUCAGCUCAUUCAAUGGACUUCGAUUGCAGAACAAAACUAUCAAGGUUAUUUUUUUUUUAUUUUUCGAUUUUUUAGUUCUAAUUUCUAUUCAUUUAUUUUCUCCUCCUGUUUUUACGUGUUUUCAAUUCCCGUUUAUUUUUUUCGUGUGAUAUGCAAAAAACUAAUGCACAAAAAAUUUUCAAGUUACCUUAAAAGUUUUACUGAUUUUUGAAGCAUUUUUGAAAGAAGGACGCUUUUUUUGGACUCACUCAAGAAUUGUGUUUUGGGCCAAAAUUAGUUAAUUUUUUUUUUUUUUUUAAUCUCUCAAGUGUUUCCAAAAAAAGUUCCCUUGGCAAAACCAAACUCAAAUAUUUUUCCCCAAAUUAUUUCCUCUUCCAAACCUCAAAAUAAUUCAGGUAUCCUAUGCUCGACCAUCAAAUGAUCAAAUAAAAGGUUCCAAUUUGUAUGUAUCCGGAAUUCCAAAAUCAAUGACACUUCAUGAACUGGAAGCAAUUUUUGUUCCGUUUGGACAAAUUAUUACAUCUAGGAUUUUAUCAGAUAAUGUUACAGGUAAGUACAAAUUUCUCAGAUCACAGAAGAUCUAAUGAUUACAUAUGUUUCAGGACUGUCGAAAGGUGUUGGAUUUGUUCGUUUCGAUAAAAAAGAAGAGGCUGAUAAUGCAAUUCGAACAUUGAAUGGAACAAUUCCAAUUGGAUGUCAAGAACAGAUUACUGUAAAAUUCGCGAAUAAUCCAGCAAGUAACACAGCGAAAAAUGUGCUGCAAGAACUGGAAGCAGUGCAACAAGCAGCAAGUCUUGUGCCACUUACAACAAUUCUUGGAGCUGCUGCAGCGACUCCAUUAAGAGCUGCUUCUGGUUUGGGACCAAUUCAUCAUUCAUCAAUUGCAUCUAAAUAUAGGUUAGUGAGAGAAAAAAAAGAUUCAGAUUUUUAUGGGGUUUAAGAAAUGUGUGAUGCCAUUUUUCUUUCAAAAUGUGAACAGAAAGGGCAAAAACGGAACCUUUUUCUUUACAAAAUCUAAGCUUGUAUUAGGUCAAAAUUUCGGCCGGUUUUAAAAAUUUUAUUCCAGAUAUUCCCCGAUGGGAGCUACAAUCAGCGCACAACCAACAGCUGCAUUGUCAGCUGAUUAUCUUACAACAUCAGCACUUCUUCAGAUGUCUCAAUUAAAUGCCUUAGCUGGUUUAACUGGUUUCCCAACAACAACACCUCAAAUGUCUGAUUUUUCCGAAUUAUUAUAUGCUCAACAAGCAGCAGCUGUUCAACAAACAAGUAGUCCUCCAGCAACAGCUGCGCAAGCACAAUUAGCUGCAUUAUCAGCAUCAGUUGCAGCAACUCUUCCAGCCGCUGAUACAGCUGGUUAUUGUUUAUUUGUUUAUAAUUUGGGAGCUGACACGGAAGAUCAAUUGUUGUGGCAAUUAUUCUCACCAUUUGGAGCGGUUGUGAAUGUGAAAUUGAUUCGAGAUUUUAGCACGCAGAAAUGUAAAGGUUAUGGAUUUGUAUCGAUGGGUGGAUAUACUGAAGCAUAUAAUGCAAUGAUUUCAUUAAAUGGAACACAAUUAGCUGGAAGAACUUUACAAAUUUGUUUUAAAGCAAAUACUCCAGCAACAUCAUUAAUUCGAUAA